Ustilago hordei is the source of this 1194-nucleotide messenger RNA. RefSeq lists its product as uncharacterized. The coding region runs from base 1 to 1194 and encodes 397 amino acids. The record is from RefSeq and is a predicted model, not a curated record. The transcript has a single exon. Lineage: Eukaryota; Fungi; Basidiomycota; Ustilaginomycetes; Ustilaginales; Ustilaginaceae. Gene Ontology annotation, biological process: regulation of alternative mRNA splicing, via spliceosome.
AUGUCGAAUGCAGGACCAUCAAAGCUGUCUUUCGGGCUGAAGCCUGCAAAGGUUGCGCUAUCCGGUGCCGCAAAGCCAAACAUUGCACCCUCAGCUUUAGCAUUCGACGAUGCAAGCGAUGAGGACGAAGACGACGGCUCUGCAGGACUGACGUUAGCGUCAGAAAGUCGCCGCAAAGCAAAAGAAAGCCGACCAAACUUUCACGGCGUAGCACCACCAACGCGCACCGAAAAGAAGAAGCAACAAGAAGCCGAACAGCUCGACGCAUCAGUAUUCGACUACGAUGGUGUCUACGAUACGAUCAAGGAUGCCGAACGCAGAGUCAAACAGGCUAAGCAAGCUGAGGAUGAGACCAAGAAGCCCAAAUAUGUCGAUGGUAUACUGGAGUCUGCCGAACAGCGCAAGCGAGACCGUUUACGAGCGGAAGCACGCAUAAUUCAGAAGCAACGGCAAGCGGAAGGAGAUGAGUUUGCAGAUAAAGAAUCGUUUGUGACCAACGCAUACAAAGAGCAACAGGAAGAGUUGGCAAAAGCGGAAGAACAGCAGAACAAAGAAGAGACGGAACAGAGAAAAGCGAACAAAGGCAUGGGCUCGUUCUAUCGGGACAUGCUCAACGAAACCAAUGCUGCCCGAGAUGCAGCUAUCUCCGCUUCACUGGCCGCUCCAACAUCCUCGAUUUGGUCUUCCACAUCACAGUCACAAGUGAACAAUGCACCUGAGGAAAGAGAAUCACGAGAACGCACCGACAUAGACCUAGCAAACGAAGCAAGAUCCAAAGGCCUCGAAGUGGAGCUUAACGACGACAACCAAAUCGUCGAUAAACGCUCUUUACUCAGUACAGGUCUCAACAUCGUCUCUAAGCGACGCAAGACCACCGACGACACCAAAGCAAACUCUACAGAAGGCGAGAGUAGAGAGUCGAGAAGAAAACGCGAUCAGAGGCGACAAGAAGAGUAUGAGGCAAAGAUGAACAGGGAUGCGCACAAAUCAAAACGGAGCGCAUUGAUAGAAGAACAGAUGUUGGAGCUGGAACGCAAGAGAGCGGCGGAAGAGGAGGAGGCAUUGCGGAAGGAGAAGGAGAAGGUGGAUGCAAAGCGGAAUGAUACAGAGGCGAUAUCGCAGGCUAAGCAGAGGUAUUUGGAGCGUAAGAAGCAGCGAUUGGCUGCUGUUGGGCAAGGAUCGAGCUCGUCUUAA